AUGCAGCCGCGCCGGCAGCAGCAGUCCAUCCUCUCCUUCCUCCACCCGCGCCGGACCCCGGCGGGGGACCCCCUCGGUCCCGCCGCCGGCUCGACCCCCGAGAGGCCCCCGCGCCCCCCCGCCGCGGCCUCCGUCGACGGCAUCAUGGAGAGGCUCGCGCGGCCGCCGUCGCAGGCGAGAAACAAAGACGCCGCCCAGGUUAGACAUGUUGAGGACAGAGCCUUGCCUGGUAAAAAUCAACGUAUCUCAGAUGAGCGCCCAAGUGCAUUAUUCUCCGGACCAUACAGUGACGAGUAUAGCAGAGAAACUACGCUAUUCGCAGAUGUCAGUCCUCUGCAGGAGCCGCUGAAAUGCUCCACGACUUCUUCCAUGGAUAAAUUUGUUAGAGCAAGCACACUGUUCCCAGAACCUGGUUCAGAUGAAACUCUGUUUCAGGAGUGUCCGAAGAAGUUAUCCUCAGAGUCCCCCAAUAAUCAGUACACUACAGCUGCUUCGAUAUUUGAAGAAUUUGAUGUACAAACUCCUUCCCAGGACCCCUUGAGGAGGAACUUCUCUGGGCCGUUUCGUGGAGCAGAUACACCUUUAUCAGAGUAUGGUUCAGAUCCAACUCAGCAUCCAUCGAAGAAGUUACCAUUGGUUUCCUCAAGUGGUGAACAGGUCAGAGCAGCGACACCACUUGGACUUGGUUCAGAUGACUCUCCUACAAUGAAUCACUCAAAGAAGCUAUUCACUGGAUCUUCAGACUCUUCAUACAUUAAGGCAACAAAUCUGUUUGCGGAUUUUGAUUCGAAUGGAACUCCACUGCAGAACCAGUCGAAAAAGUUCCCAGUUUUUCUGAACGCUAAACAUACUGGAGCACCUGCUACACUAUUUCCGGAACUUGAUUCUGUUUCUCUGAAACCAGAAACGCCACUGACGCGAGCAGUGACUCCUCGUGCCAAGCGAGUUCAACAGGACCACUCUCCUUUGUGGGGUUCAAACAAGAAGGUGAAAUCAGCCCAAUGUUCUCCAGUGGAGAAGAUGGUUCAAGAUGAAAUGGCUGAAGGUGCACGUAGUAAAUUUGAAUGGCUGAAUCCUCCGAAUAUCAGGGAUGCAAAUAAAAGGCGGCCAGAGGAUCCACUUUAUGACAAGAGAACUCUUUUCAUUCCACCUGAUGCACUGAGAAAGAUGUCAACAUCUCAAAAGCAAUACUGGACUGUUAAGUGCAAAUAUAUGGAUGUUGUCCUCUUUUUCAAAGUGGGAAAAUUUUAUGAGCUCUAUGAAGUAGAUGCCGAGGUUGGUCAAAAGGAACUUGACUGGAAAAUGACUAUCAGUGGUGUGGGCAAAUGCCGGCAGGUUGGCAUUUCAGAGAGUGGGAUAGAUGAUGCUGUUGAGAAGCUUUUAGCUCGGGGAUAUAAAGUUGGAAGGAUAGAACAAAUGGAAUCUGCAGUACAGGCAAAAGCUAGAGGACCAAAUUCAGUUAUUGAAAGGAAGUUAGUUCAUGUUUCCACACCAUCAACUGCAGCUGACAGCAAUAUAGGGGCUGAUGCUGUUCACCUUCUUGCAUUGAAAGAGGUUACCCUAGCUUCUAAUGGUUCUCGGGUGUAUGGAUUUGCUUUUCUAGAUUAUGCCGCUCUUAAAAUAUGGGUGGGUUCACUCGAGGAUGAUGAUUCAUCUGCAGCUUUGGGGGCUUUGCUGGUGCAGGUGUCUCCGAGGGAGAUAAUCUAUGAAUCCUCAGGCCUCUCAAGAGAAAGCCGUAAAUCUAUGUUAAAAUAUGCCUCAGCAGGCUCUGUGAAAAUGCAGCUGACCCCAUUAUCUGGGGCAGAUUUCUCUGACGCUUCACAAAUUAAAAUGCUAGUGCAUUCUAAAGGGUACUUUAAAGCAUCAACAGAUUCUUGGUUAUCUGCAUUGGAUUAUUCAGUGAAUCAAGAAGCAGUUAUUUGUGCACUUGGUGGACUUAUUGGUCAUUUGACUAGACUUAUGCUAGAGGAUGCUCUAAAAAAUGGGGAAGUGUUACCUUACAACGUGUACCAAACUUGUCUAAGGAUGGAUGGUCAGACUCUUGUGAACCUGGAGGUUUUCAGCAAUAGUUUUGACGGGGGCUCAUCAGGUACUCUGUACAAGCACCUCAAUCACUGCAUAACUGCAUCCGGUAAACGGCUUCUAAGAAGAUGGAUAUGCCAUCCACUAAAGGAUGUCAAUGCUAUAAAUAGGAGGCUUGAUAUUGUUGAGGGCUUCAUUCAAAAUUGUGGGGUAGGCUCUAUUACACUUGAGCAUCUCCGGAAAGUUCCUGACCUUGAGAGGUUACUUGGACGAGUUAGAUCCACCGUGGGGUUAACAUCUGCUGUUAUGUUGCCCUUUGUUGGAGAUAAGAUAUUAAAAAGACGGAUUAAAACGUUCGGUAUGCUUAUCAAGGGCCUUCGGGUUGGAAUCAACUUAUUAAGUGUCUUACGAAGAGAGGACCAUGGUAUCUCAGCACUGUCAAAGUCAGUGGAUAUUCCAACCCUGAGCUCUCUCGAUGAACUAGUUCAUCAAUUUGAAGAGGCUAUAGACAAUGACUUUCCACGGUACCAGGAUCAUGAUAUCGAAGACGAUGAUGCUAACACCUUGGCUAUUUUGGUGGAACUAUUUGUUGGAAAAGCUUCUGAAUGGUCUCUGGUGAUCAAUGCCAUCAGUGUUGUUGAUGUCCUUAGGUCCUUCGCAGCAAUGGCAUUGUCGUCAUCUUGUACCAUGUGCAGACCACGUGUUCUGGUGAAAGACAAAGUGCCGAUACUUCGGAUGAAGGGUCUAUGGCAUCCCUAUGCUUUUGCAGAAAGUGCAACUGGGCCUGUGCCAAAUGAUUUAUCUCUUGGCCAGGAUUUAUCUGGUCAGAAUCGCUUUGCAUUUUUGUUGACUGGUCCAAAUAUGGGAGGCAAGUCUACUAUAAUGCGUGCCACCUGCUUGGCUAUUUUACUUGCCCAGCUUGGAUGUUAUGUCCCCUGCACAUCAUGUGAAUUGACCCCUGCUGACUCCAUGUUUACGCGGCUUGGUGCGACAGAUCGGAUUAUGUCUGGAGAAAGCACCUUUCUCGUGGAAUGUACUGAGACUGCAUCUGUUCUUCAGAAUGCAACCGAGGAUUCUCUUGUCUUGCUUGAUGAGCUUGGCAGAGGAACUAGCACAUUUGAUGGAUAUGCAAUUGCAUAUGCUGUAUUCCGCCACCUGGUGGAACAGGUGCGGUGCCGUCUGCUCUUCGCCACGCACUACCACCCUCUCACAAAGGAGUUCGGCUCCCACCCCCACGUGAGCCUCCAGCACAUGGCUUGCAUGCUCAGGCCAAAGAGCGGAGGCAGCGGCGAGAAGGAGCUCACCUUCCUCUACCGGCUUGCAUCAGGCGCCUCCCCGGAGAGCUAUGGCCUGCAGGUCGCUACAAUGGCAGGGAUCCCGAUGUCCACAGUGGAGAAGGCGUCAGUCGCAGGCCAGAUGAUGAAGUCGAAGAUCGCUAGGAACUUCAAGUCGAGCGAAGGGCGAGCGGAGUUCUCCACCCUCCACGAGGACUGGCUGAGGACGAUCCUGGCGAUCGGUGGUGUCAAGGACGGGCACCUGGACGAGGACACCAUGGACACGAUGUUCUGCGUCGCCCAGGAGCUGAAGUCCCACUUCCGGAAAGGAGGGAGAUGAGCGCAAGUCGCCACUCACCACUAAUUUAUCAUUGUUUAGAUCUGUUUCAGUGUCGUGUCUUUAUUUGCAUGUUUAUGUCAUCUUUGGCAUCGGUAGAUGUAGCUAGUCUGCAGUUUUGAUGGCAUGUGUUGCGUACUGUCAACAGUCGACCGUCUUUAUGAUCUUGUAUAUAAGCUCGUUUGCCUUGGUAUUUA
Lolium rigidum is the source of this 3830-nucleotide messenger RNA. RefSeq names its product DNA mismatch repair protein MSH7-like. The transcript has 17 exons. The coding region runs from base 1 to 3636 and encodes 1211 amino acids. Gene Ontology annotation, molecular function: ATP binding; ATP-dependent DNA damage sensor activity; mismatched DNA binding. Gene Ontology annotation, biological process: mismatch repair. Gene Ontology annotation, cellular component: nucleus; MutSalpha complex. The record is from RefSeq and is a predicted model, not a curated record. NCBI's taxonomy places the organism in Eukaryota, Viridiplantae, Streptophyta, Magnoliopsida, Poales, Poaceae.